AUGAUAAAACUUCUAUUAAUAAUCGCCUUGAUCGGAUGUAUCGAUUCCCAACUUUUACCAAGUCAAGAAAUAGAGAAUCGCAUAGUCGGUGGAGUGGCAGUCGAUAUAGGAAAUUUUCCUUGGCAGGUAUCAGUUCAAUGGAAUGAUAGUCAUUUUUGUGGUGGCUCUAUCAUCCAUCAAAGCUGGAUAUUAACAGCUGCACAUUGUCUGCACAAAUAUGAAAAUGACGAACUGCGCGACAACCUUAAAAUUCGUUAUGGAACAAACUACUGGCCAUUAGGCAAUGUUAAUAUUGUAGAAAAAUUUAUUAUUCAUCCAAAUUUCAGCUAUGAUACAACUAUUAACGACGUCGCCCUUCUUAAGCUGAAAACACCAAUUACCUUCACAAAUAGCAUUCACAAAAUAUCAUUGGCAGAAGAAGGUCAAGAUCCUGCACCUUAUUCACCUGCGAUUGUUACAGGCUGGGGCGUUACAGUGGAAGAUGCUGAUAAAGCUUCGCUGAUUUUACUUGGAGCUGUAGUUCCAAUCGUAAAUCGAAAUGAAUGCAGAAGAAUGGACUUUGAAUUGUACUCUAUGGUUAAUUCAGACAUGAUCUGUGCUGGAUAUAUUGAUGGAGGAGUCAGUGCGUGCCAAGGUGAUAGUGGUGGUCCAUUAAUUAACAUAGAUAAUAAACAAAUAGGAAUUGUUUCAUGGGCACAUGGAUGUGCAAGGAAACUUGCUCCUAGUCGCAUACGAACAGGUAAUAUUAAGAUGAAGAAACUGCCAAUAUUAAUCGCCUUGAUCGGAUGCGUUCUUUCUGAAGAAAUAGAGGAUCGCAUUGUCGGCGGAACGGCAGUCGAUAUAAGAGGUUUUCCUUGGCAGGUAUCAAUUCAAACCGAAAAUCGUCAUUUUUGUGGUGGUUCUAUUAUCGAUAAAAGCUGGAUAUUAACUGCCGCACAUUGUGUACACCGAUAUGAAGAUGUCGAACUGGACGACUUCCUUAAAAUUCGUUAUGGAACUAACAACUGGCAAUUCGGCAGCGUUAAUAUAGUAGAAAAAGUAUUUGUUCAUCCAGAUUACAACCGAACGACUCUAGACUGUGACGCGGCCCUUCUUAAGCUGAAAACCCCAAUUACCUUCUCAAAUAGCGUUCACAAAAUAACGUUGGCCAAAGAAGGUCAAGAUCCUGCACCUUAUUCACCUGCGAUUGUUACCGGCUGGGGCGUUACAUCGGAAGAUGCUGCUAGUGUUUCGCGGCUUUUACAAGGAGCUGUAGUUCCAAUCGUAAACAGGCAUGAAUGCAAAAAUGCAGACCCUGAAUUUUUCUCUGAUGUAAAUCAAAAGUAA
Messenger RNA from Ctenocephalides felis (cat flea), 1326 nucleotides. RefSeq names its product trypsin delta/gamma-like protein CG30031. Bases 1 to 1326 code for a protein of 441 amino acids. The record is from RefSeq and is a predicted model, not a curated record. Gene Ontology annotation, biological process: proteolysis. NCBI's taxonomy places the organism in Eukaryota, Metazoa, Arthropoda, Insecta, Siphonaptera, Pulicidae. The transcript is spliced from 8 exons. Gene Ontology annotation, molecular function: serine-type endopeptidase activity.